Hibiscus syriacus is the source of this 2065-nucleotide messenger RNA. Its product is annotated as probable anion transporter 5. The record is from RefSeq and is a predicted model, not a curated record. Lineage: Eukaryota; Viridiplantae; Streptophyta; Magnoliopsida; Malvales; Malvaceae. The transcript is spliced from 2 exons. Gene Ontology annotation, biological process: transmembrane transport. Gene Ontology annotation, molecular function: transmembrane transporter activity. Bases 387 to 1715 code for a protein of 442 amino acids.
UUUGAAAUCUUGAAGGCAAAUUGUCAGAGAGGAGGAGUAUCGCAUCGCAUCGCGUUCUGCGAGAGAGAAGCUAACGAACACGUGAAGUUUAGAAAUAGUUUUUCAGUAGGAUAAGUCUUUUCACCAAUGUGCUUUGUUCUUUCUCUCUGAUUAGGGUUUUUCUUUCUACCAAUAUGCUUUGUUCCUUCCAUGAAAUUCCAAUUACACCCAGAUUUUCAAGGCUUUGCAAAUAUAUUGAAGGGAAGGGACGGUGAAGAAGAAACUGCCAUCUUGUGAUGAAAUGCUUUGCUGAUAAUAGGGAGAAAGCCUAAGCUGUUAGAUAGUCGGUUGUUUGAAGACAGUUAAUGGAAUAAAGAUUCCUUCCUAUUUAAGAGUAGAUGUGAAUCAUGAAGUGGAUGAAAUUCCCAAAGCGAUACUUAAUUGUCAUUUUAACCUUUGUCAGCACAUGUGUAUGUUACAUAGAACGAGUUGGUUUCUCCAUAGCAUACACCGUUGCAGCAGAUGCUGCUGGGAUUAACCAAUCAAGCAAAGGCACAAUACUUUCCACGUUCUAUUAUGGUUAUGCUUGUUCUCAGGUGCCUGGAGGAUGGGCGGCUCAAAAGAUCGGGGGAAGGAAGGUUCUUCUUCUCUCAUUUGUAUUAUGGUCAUCGACUUGUUUUUUGGUUCCACUAGAUCCAAAUAGAGUUACCAUCUUGGUCGUUGCUCGCUUGCUUGUUGGUGUGGCACAAGGCUUCAUCUUUCCUUCUAUCCACACUGUCCUAGCACAGUGGGUUCCUCCACAUGAGAGGUCAAGAUCUGUUUCACUUACAACUUCCGGGAUGUACCUAGGUGCGGCUAUGGGAAUGCUUGUCCUUCCGAGCCUUGUGAAGUUCAGAGGUCCCCAAUCUGUAUUUCUUGCAGAAGCAGCAUUAGGUGUCAUGUGGUCUUUCCUCUGGUUUAAGUAUGCAACUGACCCCCCUCGAUCCGAGCAUCAGAAAGCCACUGCUGCUACUUUUGGUGAAUCUAUGUUACCUACCAAAGCAAGUCAGAAGAUAAAAGUGGAGAAUGGACCAACUACUGUCAGAACUUCCAAGAUCCCGUGGAAGAGAAUUUUAGUCAGCGGGCCAGUUUGGGCGAUCGUGGUAAAUAAUUUCACAUUCCACUAUGCUCUUUAUGUAUUAAUGAACUGGCUUCCGACAUACUUCGAGCUGGGUCUCCAACUCAGUCUUCAGGAAAUGGGUUUUGCGAAGAUGAUGCCCUAUUUCAACAUGUUCAUAUUCUCGAAUAUCGGCGGGGUUCUUGCUGACCACUUGAUCACCAAAAGAAUAAUGUCUGUGACUAAAACUAGGAAGUUCUUGAACACUGUAGGAUUUAUAGUCUCUUCUCUUGCUCUGAUGGCACUUCCGAUUUUCAGAACAUCUGGUGGAGCCGUUUUCUGUUCUUCCGUGGCUCUUGGUUUCUUGGCACUAGGGAGGGCUGGGUUUGCAGUGAAUCAUAUGGACAUUGCACCUAAAUAUGCAGGAAUUGUAAUGGGUGUCUCUAAUACAGCCGGUACUCUAGCUGGGAUCAUUGGGGUCGAUAUGACUGGACAGCUUCUUGAAGCUGCUGAAGCCGAAUAUUCGGACCUUUCUAGUCCAGAAAGCUGGAGAGCAGUAUUUUUCAUUCCCGGAUCGCUCUGCGUAUUUAGUUCUUUCAUAUUCUUGCUAUUCUCAACAGGGGAGAGGAUAUUCGACUGAAAUAAGCCAUGCACACUUCUAUUUUUGACUUGGUAUAUUCAUUUCAUCGAUCACUGCUAUUGAUGAGAUCUCCGAUGUUACGAAAUCUAAACCCGACUUGGGACGAAGAUAUUUAUUUUUAGAAUACCAUAGAAGGUCAAAAGCAAUCAACACAUAACAGUAGCUAUUAGAAAUUCAUUUUUCGAUUGUUGACAUGAAAGGAUCGUGUGCUCAUUUCUUUUUUCCAACAUUGAGCUUAGCCGGUUGACUCUCACUUUAAAUUUGAUUAUUGUUAUGCAUAUGAGAGAACUCAAGCCUAGCAAAUCUUUUGAACUAUAUUUGUCAUUGUUUGAUACCACUACUAUGAAUGC